Molecule: messenger RNA, 276 nt
Organism: Protopolystoma xenopodis
Lineage: Eukaryota; Metazoa; Platyhelminthes; Monogenea; Polystomatidea; Polystomatidae
Source: the annotation of a GenBank genome assembly
ACUUUCAUGUCUGCUGUUCCUAAUCACCAUGUCGCAAAGCAAACUGGCUUGAUGAAUAGCGAAAACCGAGUUAAUCUUGAACAGCAUGACCGAGAUGAAGAGAGAGGUUCCUUUCUGCAUCGGGAGCAGGUAACACAUCAGCCUUACGUUAACGGCAUCGAGAGGAAAGAUGUUUCUGAGAAGACUAUUUUUAGCUCAGAAGGUAAUAUUUUCCACUUUGUAAUUUAUGCACCCAUGGCUCCUGCGACUCAAUCGUAUAUUCUAGACCUUUGCUAG